Molecule: messenger RNA, 675 nt
Organism: Ramularia collo-cygni
Lineage: Eukaryota; Fungi; Ascomycota; Dothideomycetes; Mycosphaerellales; Mycosphaerellaceae
Product: related to DUF431 domain protein
Exons: 1
Coding region: 1-675 (224 amino acids)
Biological process (GO): peptidyl-arginine methylation
Molecular function (GO): protein-arginine omega-N monomethyltransferase activity
Source: RefSeq, a predicted model, not a curated record
AUGGCGACCUCAACAAAGUCACACACUUAUAUCGUCGAGCACCUCGACACCGAACUCGAAGACUGGCAAAGUCUGGAAUACACAACCAUCUCCGCAGAAUCCACCGCAACUUCCAACAAAUUCCUCCUUUCAGGCCUCGAUGCCUCUCUUCUCUCCCCAUCAACACCUUCAGGAGCUUUGAAUUCCAAGAUCCCCGACUCCAGCAAAACAACGACCAGCGUAGAAAAGCUCUAUCCUGACCCGGAAGCUCGGAAACGAGUCUGUCUUCUCGACCCCAAAGGUGCAAAAGACUUGUCUCCGGAAGAUGGGGAUGAGUUUGACGCUUUUCUGUUUGGUGGGAUUCUCGGCGAUGAUCCUCCACGGGAUCGUACGGCGGAUUUGAGAAAGUUGGGUUUUCCGGGAAGAAGAUUAGGGCCCGAGCAGAUGACUACGGAUACUGCGGUGAGGACGACGAGGAUGGUGGUGCAGCAGGGAAUCCUCCUGGGAGAUAUCGACUAUGUGGAUCGCCCGGAUAUUGAGAUUCGGGAUGAUGAGGGUAAGGUGGUCAAGGGCGAGACUAUUGAGAUGCCUUUCAAGUACGUGCGGGAUGAGAAGACGGGGAAGGCUAUUAUGCCCGAGGGCAUGUUGGACUUGCUGGGAAGGGAUGCGGAUAAGGGAAUCUUGGAUUUACUGUGA